CUGAAGUCAUUUCUGACCAGCUCGCAGCACAGACGAAACGAAGAGAAAGACAAUGUAUUCACGGACAAACAGUGUGACGAUGACUGUUCGCCAGGAGAGAUUUGCCUUCCCCGGGAUGGCGACUCGCAGUACGGAGCCAGAGGUCUUCACCUUCGAGCGGAUACCGACUCAUGCCACCGCGGUGAGCUCCUACGUGCCCGUCCGACCGAAGAAGCGCUGCACUCGGGUCAUGUACCCGGCUAAAGUCCGCAUGCACCUGCCACCACCGGAGAAGAACCAAGCCAAGCGCUGGCUGAUCAUCCUGUGCCUGGUGGUUCUGUGGCAGAUCUACACCGAGGAUGCUUGUGCCGAGGCGCCGCUGAGCCACGCCGAGAGUCCGGCUUCCGACUGCCAGGGCUUCUCCUUCCAGAAUGCCGCGGAACAAGUCAGCGCGCCCGCUUCGCCGGCUGCAACGGCCGUCGAGUCAGUGGCGCCGGGCACCGCCUGCGUCAGAGCCGGGCCGGAGGCAGAGAGCACCCGGGGGUUCGAGCAGAGCGCCGGGAACAGCUACAUGGUGGCUCUGCUGGUCUACCACAGGCUGGGCGGCGACAAGUAAAAGACCAAGGACUGGAAACGAUAAACUCUAUCCUGAAGAACCGGGUUCACGAGGUGAACACGGAUUCAGAAAAGCUUCCUGAAAAGCAGCGGAGCGCUCGCAAUGACGCAGCCCGAUGGAACCCCAGGUGCCGGCUUGAGCACUCGCUCGUCCCCGCUGAGAGCAGAGGCGCUGCGGACACUUGAAGACCCGAGGACGAUACUUGAACUUGACAAAACUUGAAUCUACACGAGUGUGAAUGAGACACACCAUGACUGUUACUGCACCUAGCCGCCGAACAAAGUGGACGUUUUACACAGAAAAGAAAUCACUUUUAUUAGGCCCAAACUGACAAUGUUGGAUUGUUAUUUAUGUUAUUUAUUUGUUAUUUGCUAUUUAUUGAAGUCGACUUUAAUAAACAUAUUUGAAUGAA
Molecule: messenger RNA, 1007 nt
Organism: Synchiropus splendidus (mandarinfish)
Lineage: Eukaryota; Metazoa; Chordata; Actinopteri; Syngnathiformes; Callionymidae
Gene: ier3
Product: immediate early response 3
Exons: 1
Coding region: 53-595 (180 amino acids)
Biological process (GO): negative regulation of apoptotic process
Source: RefSeq, a predicted model, not a curated record